Messenger RNA from Lineus longissimus, 1304 nucleotides. Its product is annotated as zinc finger protein 420-like. NCBI's taxonomy places the organism in Eukaryota, Metazoa, Nemertea, Pilidiophora, Heteronemertea, Lineidae. The record is from RefSeq and is a predicted model, not a curated record. The transcript is spliced from 5 exons. Bases 1 to 906 code for a protein of 301 amino acids.
AUGGCCAUGCCCUUUCUCGCACAGAAAGUACUUCAGAAUCUGCACUUUCCAUUUUGCUGUCGCUGGUGUGGGAAAGUGUGUUCAUCGAUGAUCAGUUUAAAACAACAUGAACGAGUCCACACAGGGGAACGCCCUUUCAAAUGCAGCCAAUGUGAAAAAACAUUUGCCCAAACUUCGAACUUGAAAAAACACUUUGGUCGUGUUCAUAGCGGAGAAAGACCGUUCGUUUGUCAAUUCUGCGAUAAAGCCUUCAGUGUGAAUGUUGAUCUUGAGCGCCACAUGCGUACAAGGAAUUGCCCAAAGUUGAAAUUGAACCCGAACUUGACAGAACAUUCCCAAGAAGGGAAAGACAACAAGUCAAAGACUGUGAAUGUUAAUGGCAUAUUCCCUAGAGGGACGGGACAAAAGGACGAAGACUGCGGACAUCCGGUGCAAGAAUCUGACCAGCAAGUGCAGGAAUAUUCAUUUCACACAUUGUAUUUUUCAAAGCUGUAUCUGAUGAGAAAGAUCCACUUCCACACCAAAUGCACCAAGGAACGAUCGUUAAUAUUGCGAGACACUGGCCAGUUUCCACUGCAACGACCAAUGCAAACGAAAUCCUGGAAGGAUCUCCCAGCUAGGAAAUUUCAACCUUAUGUCUGCAAGAUCUGUGGUGUCACACUCCGCGCAAGCCAUGGUCUUAAAAUGCACAUGAGGAGACACACUGGUGAAAAACCAUAUGUGUGUCCGCAGUGUGAUCGGGCGUUUCCUCAUAAGAACUCUCUUCAGAGACAUGUCAGGCUACAUGGACAGACUCCAUAUAAAUGUCCAACAUGUGGCAUGGGAUUCAUCCAGGCAAUUUCUUUGAGACAACAUCAGAUUGAUCAACAUCGUGGAAUAUUUGACCCAACUGACUUGAACCUUUGAAAAUGAAUGCUACAUUUUCAGUUCAAAUAAUGAAAGUACUUAUUAGAACCUGUGAUUGAACUGUUUUAUACCUCUGAAUACUGAUGCAUGCUUUCUUCAAAUUGAGACGUUAUUGCUUUUAACUUUUUCCGAGUCAUUUUGCAGUAACAGUACUGAUGAUUAUCUUCCAUUGUACUCAACUCCAGUUUUGGUGCAAAAUCAUUUGUUUUCAUUCAGUUUUAACUCAAGUGAGGUCAGGUCUGUAGAAAACACUGCCUGUGUUGCAUUCUAAAGGUGUUCACCAAUGGGAGCUCCUUUGUUCUGCAUCUUCUGUAUUGAUUGUUUUGUCGGACUAAAAAAUAAUAAAAGCACACAAUAAUUGGCUGUAAUCUUGUACUCUGUCUCGUUGCAGACUAGAC